Molecule: messenger RNA, 1023 nt
Organism: Motacilla alba alba
Lineage: Eukaryota; Metazoa; Chordata; Aves; Passeriformes; Motacillidae
Gene: PPP1R36
Product: protein phosphatase 1 regulatory subunit 36
Biological process (GO): negative regulation of phosphatase activity
Molecular function (GO): phosphatase binding
Source: RefSeq, a predicted model, not a curated record
AUGAGUCCUGGUGCCCAGAGCAGGCUGCAGGGGAGGAGGAUAAGACUGGCUUGAGGUGUGUGGUACUGAAAAGCUGAUACUAACACCCUUGAAUCUGGAAGCUCCAAUCCAGCAGCUGAGGAAAACCUCAAGGAAGGAAAAAAUGCUCUCUUUCAGGAAAUGCAUGUGAAGACAUUAAAGAGCAUCUUCCAAGAGGAUUGCAGUGCCGUGCUCCCUGAGAGAAGGCUGGCUGACCAAGGAGGGAAAUUGCAUAGGCUGUCCAAGUGGGUACAAUAUGAAUAAUUGGAUGAUGUAAAAUAGGCUGCUCUGCUUUUGAAAGAAGUGAAUGACUCACAUCACAUUACCUCAUUCCUCCUUCUACUUAGGAAUGAGAAACUAGACGAGUUCCUCAUGGCCCUGCUCCUCUACCUACCUUUUCACCUGGGAAAAACUGCCCUGGAAUUACCUGGAAAAGGAAUGCAGAUCCUUGAUUCUGGUGGCAUCACUGGAGCUCAUUGUAGCGAGUUAAAAUCCUGGAUGCACACACCCCAUGGGACAGUGGAGGAGAAGAGGAAGAACAAGAAGAAGAACAAGGAUGAGUGGUUCCUCUACCUUGACAGAUGACGUGACUUUGCCACCUUGAGAAGCCCCAGAGGAAGGCUGAGCAGUGGCAGCACUGUGCUCCAGAGAGCAAUGGCAGAAGGUGGCUGCAGUCAGAGCAGCUGGCAGCAGUGGUGUCUGUGGGACAGCAUGCUUUCACUUUGCUCAGUAAAUGACUUUGAAAUUGCAGCUUGAGAUGCCCAACUCAUUUGUCAGAGCUGGGGGAGUUUGACACACAAGAGGCUGGGCUGGGUGACUGGAGAUCCAGGCUAUAAUUCCUGGUCCUUCAUCUUAAUGCCUUAGUCGGGCCAUUUUUGAGAAGAUUAUGUUCCUGGCUGAUUUAAACAACUGCUUUGACACCUGCAGAUGAAUAUUAUUAUAAAUUUCAAUGUCGACCCUGUUUUUCUAAAGAGUUAGCAAAACAACCAGGAGACAUGACUUAGU